Messenger RNA from Saccostrea echinata, 2226 nucleotides. RefSeq lists its product as uncharacterized. Gene Ontology annotation, molecular function: ubiquitin-protein transferase activity; protein binding. The transcript is spliced from 5 exons. The record is from RefSeq and is a predicted model, not a curated record. Bases 128 to 2221 code for a protein of 697 amino acids. Lineage: Eukaryota; Metazoa; Mollusca; Bivalvia; Ostreida; Ostreidae.
GAAAGGUAAGUUUUAGAGCUACUUGUUGAACCUCCAGUCCAUAAGUUAAAUAAUGCCGUGUGAAACAAAGACUCCCAGACUCAGCAAACUUUGAUUUUAUUUCACAUUUGUACAAUCAUCCAGUAAAAUGUCUUCUCCUAGUAUGUCCAGCAUUGAUUCUGUGUUAGAAGAAUUGAAAUUACAGUAUCUUAUUGGCCGAUUUCAUGAGGAAAAAGUAGAAAUUAGUGAUAUUCAGAGCUUGACAGAUGGUGAGCUUAAUCGUCUCGGGGUGACAACUAUUGGAGACCGGGUAAGACUGAGAGAAAAAGUGACUGAAUUAACAAAACGCGAUUGCUCGUCACAUCAACAAACCCCUUCCACAAGCAGACCGUCAGCACCAGAACAGAAUGAACUAGGUGUGGAUCAUUUAAGGAGACAGAGAAAUUUGCUAUUUUCUAGAUCUAGCACUAGUAGGAAGAGGAAGGAUGUUGCAGAUCCAGAUAAAUGUGUGCAAGUUAAUAAACGCUCAUACAGAGGUUGGACAGUUUCAGUGAUGUGUUUAUCUGAUAAAAACAGUACCAGAGUCCCCACUGCGGAUGAAAAAGAACUUUUGUUAAAAGCAGGAUUGGGCCUGAAAAAAAUGAAAUUUGGAUUGAUGGAUGGAGAGACAGAAGUGAUACAAAAACUUUCAUCUGAUGAAACUGACGAAAACGAUGAAUGUCUUGGCUUUCCUCAAUUGAAGACUUGUGGUGGAUUUGAAUUGAUGAGAAGUCAAUCAAACAGCAGAAUUUUAACUUUGAUUGACAUUGAAUGGUCUGUUAGAAAUCUGAAGGCUUGCAUUGGAUCACAAGGUAAACUUUACAUCAGACCAAUACAAAUGAAUCUCUCAACUGAAUCUAAAAAGAAAAAAUUGGAAAGUACCAAAUCACUGGCAACCGAAACAUGCAAGCAAUGUGGAGACUCAUUUUCAAUGGCAGAGCUAAGAGCACAUUGUCAGUCCUGUGUUGGAGAAUCUAAUGAAACUAAAGAUGAGAAAAAUGAACAAGAAAUAAACACACCAGAUGCAGAGGAGACAGAUGACUUGCCAGAUCCUUUACUGGAACCUGCAACAAAUUCCACUACAUAUAUGGAAACAACAGCUGCUAUUUCUGCAAGCUCUGAAUUAGUAUUCUUUAUGGAUGAACCGAGUUUCUCAAAUAAUUUGGCUGACAGAGAAAUAAAUAUUAAUCAUGAUACUGAAGACUUGUCCACAGAAGAUGUUCAGCCAGUAAGCAUUAUUGAUACAGCUACUAGGGCAGUUCAGUAUUGUACUGCACAGCAAAUACAAGAUCCUGUGGAUAUUUUACGAUAUUUACAGUCUGUCCUGGUCAUCGGACGGAAAUUAGACAUUGAUGAUCCUUCCCAGCCUAUCGAAGGCCAAACUAACUACAUCUGUGUGGACAGAUCUAAUAUACUGACAACAGCGUUUGAAGAGAUAAAGGCAAUAGAUGAUCUAAGGUUCACUCUAGAAGUACAAUUUUAUGGCGAGGUAGCGGCAGACUAUGGUGGUCCGAGAAAAGAGUUCUUCCAGCUGGCCUUGAUGGAGAUCAAAGAAAAAUACUUUGAUCAUGGUAUUAGAGAGCAUUUGGCUGAGGACUACACAAUAGUUGGAAAAAUUCUUGCUUUGAGCAUUCUUCAAAAUGGAAAACUCCCACGGUUUUUUGAUGAGGAGUUACACAGUCUUGUGUUUUCAGAGGUGUCUGCCAGUUCUAGGUGCAUCACAAAUUUGAGAGCUGGGCUGGAUUCACUGGGACUGUAUACGGUUGGUGUAAGGUUGCCUAUGUUCAGAUAUUUACUACAACCAUCAACCACCAGUAUAACAGUAAAAGCUCUGAUCCAACUACUGCAUCCAAAGUUUGCAGAGGAGGGGUCCAAUACAAGACGUUUUGAAAAUAUCAUAUAUGCAACUUUUAUGAAAUACCUACGAGAAAUUGCAAGUGGCAGAAGAGGAACUGUAUCUCUACAGCAUGUUUUGCAGUUCACAACAGGUACACCAGAAGAGCCUGUGCUUGGUUUCACACUACACCCAUCUAUAGAUUUUGUUGAAGCACAGUCUAAGUCAGGUUUUAUACCCACUGCAAAUACAUGCAUCAAUACCCUGAGAUUACCAAGACCAACAUCUGAUGUACAUUUACCCUCGGAGGAGGAACUUUUUCGCUUAUAUGACUACGCAUUUAUGAAUACAUUUUAUGGAUUGUAUUGAAUUCU